Messenger RNA from Danio rerio (zebrafish), 1844 nucleotides. The record is from RefSeq and is a predicted model, not a curated record. Lineage: Eukaryota; Metazoa; Chordata; Actinopteri; Cypriniformes; Danionidae.
UUAACAUUUCUCAUAUUUAAGUGUACGGAAAUUAACCCCUCAUGUUAUUUACCGUACUCGGAGUAGUUGCUCUCUUCCUGAGAGAAAGAAACAUCAGUUCCACCGUCUCAGGUCAAGAUGAAAGCUUCGACCGUCAAGAAGGACUGGUCACAGAACCCCCUGUGGCCAACAGUGAUGGUCGAGAAAUCGGUGACUGGUGUGAAGAAUCAUCUUUGCAUCUGGGGGAACAGAUCAAUGUUCAGAUUGAGGAACCGUCACUGGAGGAACCUGUUGAUGGUCAGAGUGAAGAACCAUCACUGGUAGAGCCUGUCAGUGUUCACGGUGAAGAACCAUCACUGGUAGAGCCUGUCAGUGUUCACAGUGAAGAACCAUCACUGGUAGAGCCUGACAGCGUUCACGGUGAAGAACCAUCACUGGUAGAGCCUGACAGUGUUCACGGUGAAGAACCAUCACUGGUAGAGCCUGACAGCGUUCACGGUGAAGAACCAUCACUGGUAGAGCCUGUCAGUGUUCACGGUGAAGAACCAUCACUGGUAGAGCCUGUCAGUGUUCACAGUGAAGAACCAUCACUGGUAGAGCCUGUCAGUGUUCACAGUGAAGAACCAUCACUGGUAGAGCCUGUCGAUGGUCACAGUAAGGACAUAGCCAGCUCCUCCAGCAGUGAUGAUGUUUCUCCAAACCUUUUCUACGCUGAGUCCAGCAGUAGUGAUGACUACCCCCAAGAGAUUUAUUCAGCCGGGUCCAACUGUAGUAGUGAGCUCACAGUCAGCUCCUACAGCAGCUUCUUUUCAGCUGAGUCCGGCUGUGGUGAUGACACCUCUACCAAUUUCGAGUCUGCCGAGUCCGGCUGUGGUGAUGACACCUCUACCAAUUUCGAGUCUGCCGAGUCCGGCUGUGGUGAUGACACCUCUACCAAUUUCGAGUCUGCCGAGUCCGGCUGUGGUGAUGACACAUCUACCAAUUUCGAGUCUGCCGAGUCCGGCUGUGGUGAUGACACCUCUACCAAUUUCGAGUCUGCCGAGUCCGGCUGUGGUGAUGACACAUCUACCAAUUUCGAGUCUGCUGAGUCCGGCUGUGGUGAUGACCCCUCUACCAAUUUCGAGUCUGCUGAGUCCGGCUGUGGUGAUGACCCCUCUACCAAUUUCGAGUCUGCCGAGUCCGGCUGUGGUGAUGACCCCCCUCCAAAUGUGGUCUCUACUGAGUCCAGCUGUGGUGAUGACCCCCCUCCAAAUGUGGUCUCUGCCGAGCCUGGCUGUAGUCAUUACAACCCCCCAAAUGUGGUCUCUGCUAAGCCCGGCUGUAAAGAGGAUGUUGCUCAAGGUGCAACCUGUCAGACAGAGGGCGCUGUUCCACCUCAGCCAGAAAAGCUGAAGGAUGAAGACACACACAUCAUUGAGAUCAACUCACAGCACUAUAAAAUUGGUGCUGAGCUGGGCAAAGGAGGCUUUGGAACAGUUUUUGCUGGGACCCGUUUAGAAGAUGGCCUUCAAGUGGCAGUAAAAAUAGUCGAUUCCAAGGCUAUGCGACUCAUCAAAGUUGGUGGGUUUGAAAAACCCCUUCCAUCAGAGAUCGCUCUGCACUAUCUCGCCACUAAAGGCCCCAGGGUUAAACAAAUUGCUGAGCUUCUGGACUGGAAGGUGGAGGCUGAACGUUACAUCAUAGUCGUGGAGCGGCUCAUACCCAGUAUGAACUUACGUGAAUUUUUAAUCGACAACAAAGAAGACACCCCUGAGGACUUGGCACAAGACUUUUCGCCCCUCCCGAGUUUUUAAACACUGGCAGAUACCAUGGGGAGCCAGCGACAGUGUGGUCACUCGGGAUUCUUCAGUUUUUGCUAUUGUUUA